AUGGUGUAUAUAUGCAAAAGACGACUUUCUCGUCAUCGUUUUGUUACAAUUUUACUGAUUUUAAGCUCAUUUUCAAUAAUAUUAUACCUAAUUCAAUCUGAUCCAACAAUAAUUAAAGCAAUUACAAAUAUAAAAGGUAAUGAUGCACGUCUCUUCUGUAUUUUAAUACAUACAGAUUCAAAACAUGAACAAUUUAUACAAUUAAGUAAUAUUACAUGGGGUCAACGUUGUUAUAAGACUGGUAUUGCAAGAUUUAGACGAGAACAAAAAUCGGAUGAUGACUUUGAUGUUCCACAAUUAUCAUAUUAUGUAAAUUUAUGGAAACGUAUUCUUAUUGUAAUGCGUGAUUCUAUAAGUUCAAAUGAAUAUAUUUCAAAUAAUGAUUUAUUAAUCAUUGUACCUGCUCCAACAUUUGUUUUUCAUGAAAAAUUACCAUUACUUCUAAGUUCAUAUUCAAAUGAUUCUCAACUACCAUUAAUUAUUGUUCAUGAACAACAUGAAGCAAGUGCUUAUAUUCUAAAUGGUCAAGCUUUGGAUCUUAUACGUAAUACUCAAUUAAUGGAUUCAUGCUUACGACAUUUACAUCCAGCUGCACGUGAAAAACAUUUAUGGAAAUGUGUACGAGAUGCAUUUCAUGAACGUUAUACACAGACAAAAUGUGAAAAUGAUCAAUGUUUUAUUCAAUAUCAUGAAGAUCAAGUGACAUUAGCUCAUAUUAAAAAUGGAUAUUGUUAUGGACAAUAUCUUCAUAAAUGUCGAUCAUUGGCUUUAUUUUAUCCAACUACAGUUGGUGAUUUUAUAACAUUAGAAUUUUUUAAAUAUAGAUUAAAACCAAAACCUUCACAUGAUUUAUUAUAA
Adineta steineri is the source of this 858-nucleotide messenger RNA. NCBI's taxonomy places the organism in Eukaryota, Metazoa, Rotifera, Eurotatoria, Adinetida, Adinetidae. The record is from the annotation of a GenBank genome assembly.